GCGAUAACUGCCAGUAGCCACGUGCAAGGAAGCUGAACGUGUGAAAACGAUUAUGUCACAUUUGCCUUAUGAGUCGCACGAGAAUAAAUGCAAUAGUAUACGUGAAAAUAUGACAAGUGUUAGGAAAAAUUUCACCGGUGACCUGAGUCACGAAACCAAACCGGAAGGUCGCGUACUUGUGCUUUAUACGGGCGGCACGAUAGGGAUGAUGAGAGACGAACGUGGAAAACAGUUUGCUUGUUAUAAUAAAACCUGGGACACACUUUAUUCAUAUCCUGAGUUUUCUCAUCUUCUAAUUUGUUCAGAGAUUAUUUCCUGAGCAUGCAUCAAGUCCCCCAAACAUAAUACGAAUCGAAAAUUUAAAUGUGACGCAUUGAUACCGAAAGCCAACAUGUUCGUGAAGAAUCUGCGGAAAUAUCCGCAGCUACACGAUCGCGAGUACGCUGAUAAAAGAUUCGGCGCGAUGGGGCCGUUAGUACUGCCCGUGACAGCGACCGACAGUCGCCGUGUCAUUUACAACGUAUUAGAAUAUUCUAAUCUGUGCGAUUCCAGUAAUAUAACUAUGGACGAGUGGAUUCGCAUUGCUAACGAUAUCAAGGAGUCAUACGAGUACUUCGAUGGUUUUGUGGUUCUUCACGGUACAGACACUAUGAGUUACACGGCGUCAGCUCUGUCCUUCAUGCUCGAGGCCUUGGGAAAGAUUGUCGUACUGACCGGUUCGCAGGUGCCGAUUUUCGACACCAGAAGCGACGGCCUGGACAAUUUCUUGGCAUCCCUCGUAAUCGCGGCGAAUUACAACAUACCGGAAGUAUGUGUGUUUUUCGGCACAAACUUGAUGCGCGGCAAUCGGACGAGCAAGGUGUCCGUGACGUCCUUCGAGGCGUUUAAUUCGCCGAACUGUCAACCGUUAGCCACGGCGAACAUUAAAAUCGAAGUGGACUAUCGCGCUAUUUUUCGCCCGUGCAGAUUGGAGAAGUUUUACGUGCACGCGACGCUCAAUCGAAACGUAGGCCUGCUUCGACUGUUUCCCAGCAUCACGUCGGAGUUGGUGCGAGUGUUUCUUCAACCGCCGAUCGAAGGUGUUGUGUUGCAAUCUUACGGCAUGGGAAACGUGCCAACAAAUCGCGAGGAUAUCAUCGAGGAAAUUCGCGCGGCAACAAAGCGCGGUGUAAUUAUCGUGAAUAUUACGCAAUGCGCGACUGGAUGCGUCUCGGACGCAUAUGAGGCUGGCAAACUACUUAAAGAAGCUGGGGUGAUAUCCGGCUUCGAUAUGACUCCGGAGGCCGCGUUAACAAAACUCGCGUACGUCUUAUCAAAAAACGACUGGGACACGGAAAUAAAGCAGCAAAUGAUACAGACGAAUUUACGAGGUGAGCUAACAGCCGGUCGACCGCCCACUUUACAAGACUGGGACCUGGUGGAGGCCGUGGCCAUAUCUUUGAGAUUAUCCUCGGCGACAGAACAUCAGGAAUUGCGAACGAUUCUGUUCCCGGCUAUGUUGAACGCUGCAGUGAUUAGACGUGACACUGUGAAACUCGAGUCGCUGAAGGGAUACGGUGCGGAUAUCUCGCAGCCAAACGCAGAUGGCCGAACGGCUUUGCACAUAGCUUGUUGUGAAGGUGAUAUACAUGUUGCACGGCAUCUCUUGAAGAUGGGCGCGAACGUUCACGUCAAAGAUCGGUUCGACCGCACACCUCUUACAGAUGCGAUCGAAUACGAUCAUCACGAUAUUAUCAAGAUGCUGUUGCACUGCGGCGCGCAUCUUCACGGCAAUGCUUUACUGAUAGGAGAGAAAAUGUGCGUGGCCGCGGCUACCGGAAACACAAAGCGCUUGCAGUCGUAUUUGAUAGCCGGUGUGGAUUUGUCACAGAAGAAUGUCUCCGGAUGUACACCGUUACAUUUCGCUUCUCUUCACAAUCACGCGGAAACUAUCGCAUUUCUGCUGGAACACGGCGUAGAUCCGAACAGUGUCGAUAUGCUAGGACAAACUGCGGCGGAUCUUGCAAAAGCUGCAUGUGCGGCGGAUGCGCUAUGCUUAUUAGAAUCUUCCACGCAAAAUGGUAAUGUUGUUAAUAGUAAAACUGCAACGUUGGAACAAGAUCUAAGUUUAUCAACACCUUAUCACGUUGAUAUGAAAAUAAAUUUCGACCUUGAUAAUUUGAAUUUGCAUUAAAAGUAAAAUUUAAUAAUUUAUUAUCUCUUCUUAUAAUUCUGACGUUUUAUUAGAAGAAACAAUAGAGUAGUAAUCAUUUUGCAAAGCGAGUGAGAUCAGACUUCUAAAACUUGAAAAAUAUAUAUUUUCUCUUAAAUAUAUAUUUAAGAAAAAAUUACUAAUUGCUGA
This is a messenger RNA of Pseudomyrmex gracilis, 2341 nucleotides long. Its product is annotated as L-asparaginase 1. Gene Ontology annotation, biological process: amino acid metabolic process. Bases 392 to 2173 code for a protein of 593 amino acids. The transcript has 9 exons. Gene Ontology annotation, molecular function: protein binding; asparaginase activity. NCBI's taxonomy places the organism in Eukaryota, Metazoa, Arthropoda, Insecta, Hymenoptera, Formicidae. The record is from RefSeq and is a predicted model, not a curated record.